AAUUUUUCUGAAACGUGACACUUCAGAGGUUUUGUACAAUAUAAAUUAUUCUGAACAAGGUACGGGUUACUUGUUUGCCUCAAUUAAACAUGGCCGUAUUGUUUUUUGUGCUCGCCGCUCUUGCGUGUACGGCGCACUGCAAGCCGUCGGGUGACCCAGGAGUGGUUCUGAAGAAGAACAGCGAGGCUCACGCCAUCGCUGGCGACCAUGAGUCGAAACUGUCACCCCCGUGGAUCAAGGAGAUGGAGGGAUACGAGGAGGAUAUCAACCAAGCUCUGGAGACUCUUUGGCCGUUUAUAAACUUCCUCUUUGGCUUCGAUACCAGUGACAGUGAAGACUCCGAUGACUCCUGUGCCGACGAAAUGAUUAUUCAAUUGGUUCCUGACGAUUCAAGCGUAACUUCAUCAACUAAAAAAGGCUCUAAUGAUGCCAAUCCAGAACCGGUUCCAGUGCCGAUUCCAGAUACAACAACAACCACAACAACUACUACUGAAGCACCAGCCGAAGUUAAAACAAAUUAAUUUUACAGUCUUGUAAUGACCAUUUACAUGAUAUGAAAUUAAAAAAAAUAUAUUUUGUCUAGUUA
Aricia agestis (brown argus) is the source of this 586-nucleotide messenger RNA. RefSeq lists its product as uncharacterized. The coding region runs from base 90 to 521 and encodes 143 amino acids. NCBI's taxonomy places the organism in Eukaryota, Metazoa, Arthropoda, Insecta, Lepidoptera, Lycaenidae. The record is from RefSeq and is a predicted model, not a curated record. The transcript is spliced from 3 exons.